CUCUGUUUGUCUGCCUGUGUUAUAUUUGUGGGUGUAUAUGCUAGAAAGUUAUCACCUUGAUCAUCUUUGUUAAGAAAUCGGCCAAACCAACAAGCACAACGCUCGAACAUCAAUCAAGAAAAGAAAAUACAACUCAAGACACUUAGAUUUUUAACGCAGUUCUCCAACAACUGUGUAGCUGAGUAUGUCCGCAGGUCACACUAGUUUCCACUAUGUAUUGAACCAAGAACGGAGAUUAAAAGUUACAUUGGCUGCAUGGAGCAAGUAUUUAUAAUAUAGGAUUUAUCUCACCGAUUAUCGUGAUACCCCUGUAGGGGUUUUGCAGGGCCCCCCAUCCCUGGCGGUCGGUGCUGCCCCUGAACCCCCGCGACCUAACCCUGAAUAGUCGCGUGACUCACACUUAGUCAGGCUCCAGCCCGGCAGUCUUCUCCUCCUUGUUUUUAGUUUGAGGUGUCUAUAGAGUUUGUGCACUAGUUGUUGCCUCAAAUUGCCAUUGUUUGGUCUUACUCUGAUUUAAAAAAUUACUGUACUUCAGGCUCCCUUUGGAGAGUUGUGUGUAUUAAAUCUCGGGAUUUAAUAUUCAAUGAGAGUAAUUCCAGCCGAAUUAUUCAUUUCCGUAGCCAAUGUACCCCGAAAAAUAUCAUCUUUAUUUUACCGACCGGUUGUUUGUUUCUCCAAACCCCAAUGAUUGGUUGAUGAUGUGGCAUUCUUCCAUUUCUUCACCUAAUUUGCCUGGUCUUUAGCAGCCAAAUCAUAAAAAGGCUAAACGUAUGGCCAAUUGUAGCCCCAAGAUGACUAAGAUGGAUUAGAGCUAGAAGAGAUGUAUCUUGUUGGAACUUGGAACCUUAAUAUCAUGGAUUCUUAUCACUCUUAGAUAAUUAUUUCAUAUCUAUCUUGAUAAUACUCCCAAACUCGAUACUCAUGUAAGCAAUCAUUUCCAAAAUGUGUGUAAUUUUCAUUCAAUAACGAUGUAGAAUCCCUUGAUUUGAAAUCCACGCCUAUUCAAACAUAGCCUUAGUUAAGUUUGGUAUUAGCGGUUGUUUUAGCUGCAACGACCUUUUGAGCGAAUGGAGCCUGCCUUUAUCUUUGCCUGAUGCAUGAAGUUGUAUAAACAUAUUUUGAUAUUGUGACUGACUACAGAAAACUUUGACAAUUCUUUCUUUCUAUUUUUGGUGUUGAAGUUAGUGGAGUUGUUUGUUAUUCAUGGAUAGAAUAGUGGUAUGCACAUGCUUACUGGUCUGAUUUAGAGGGGAGAGUUUAGUUGAGAGGAGUUGGGGGCAAAUUCGUGUUAGUUGUAUAAGGGAUACCGAUGACAGGAUGUUUUCUCCUACAGUGUCCUGAUUGACUACCGUCAGAAAGGUUCGAAGGCUCCAUAUUGCAGUUCCUUAGAGACUUUCCACCCUACAACUCCUUUUUUGGUAUGCACACGUUUGCUUAGUUUCUUUGAUUGCUUUUUGAGUAGACAAUAUCUAAGUCAAGAAUUUAAUCUUCCCAUUCUUGAAACUGGCCUCAGAGGAAAAAUGUAAAUAUCAUGCUAAAUAUUGCCCAGUCGUGUCAUCUUCGUUACUAGACUAUUAUCUGAUAGUUGCAUGGAUAUGGCUACGUUUUCCCCUUUAAUGGGCUCUUGAUACUUGAAUUGCGGCAGCGGAUCAUGUUACAAACUGAGGGCUAGUGCCUUUGCAUUCCAAGGUUUUCUGUUCAGGUGGUGAUUGUUCCCAUGCUGUGCUGCAAUCUCUGUUAUGCAUGCAUGCCUCGUUAUCCAUUUCCGCCGAUGGUUCGACCAACAUAUCCUCCACGUCCACCUGGUCCCAUCAUGCCACCACAGUUACGUCCCCCUGUUAUGGGGAUUCGUGGUCCCAUUAACCCUCCUCUUAUUAGGCCAGUGGCCAGUCCAAGUAUUACACCAACAGAUAAAUCACAAACUACAGUGUAUGUUGGCAAGAUAGCAUCAACAAUUGAAAAUGAUUUUAUCCGCUCUCUCCUUGAGCUCUGUGGACUUGUCAAGAACUGGAAACGUGCCCAAGAUCCCACCGAUGGCACACCUAAAGGUUUUGGGAUUUGUGAGUUUGAUUCUGCUGAAGGGGUUCUACGUGCAUUGAGGCUGCUAUGUAAAUUGAAUGUUGAUGGACAAGAGCUGAUGAUAAAUAUUGCACCAGCAACGAGAGAGUAUCUUGAGCGUUAUGUUGAAAAGAAAACUGAAAGCUCAAAGAAACUCAAAGAGACUGAAAGUGAAGGUGCCGAGAAAGAGGAAGAGGGUGCACCAAGUGCUGAGAAGAGUGAACCUCCAAAGCCCUCUGGUGAGGACGUUAAAAAAGAUGACAAAGAUUCAACUAAAGAAGAAACUAAUGACACUGCUAGUUUUGGUAUUGUGACUGAUGAAGACCGAGAAGCUGAUCGAGAGGCUCUAGAGAAGCUUACAGGUAUGAUAGAAGAGAGAUUAAAGAACAGGCCUCUACCUCCACCACCUCCGCUGCCAGCUGCUGAUGCUUCCGGUCACUCAAACUCCGAGCAGCCAGCUGGAUCAAAGGAUGGGGACUCUGAUGUGGAUACACCAAGAAAUGGUGAGACUAAUAUAAGGGAUAUAGGGAGCUCUAUCACGUCGUAUUCGAUAGUUGAGUUGAACAAAAUUGUUGAAAUAAGUGUUACUGCCAAUAUAGAUUAUGUUUCCUUUGAAAUAGAUUUGUACAAGGUUCGUUUGAUAUCCUUUGUCCCCCUUUUGCUUCGUCUCAUCUAUUUUGGUGAUGCAGCUGAAGAUAAAAAUGACGAUGAGAUGACAAGUGACAGCAAACCUACAAGUGAGCAUGACAAGCCUGAAACAAGUUCACCUGAUAGGAGUAGAAGACAUGAUAGGAGGAGCAAAGAAAGGGAACGAGAUUUGAAACGGGAAAAGGAAAGGGAACUGGAAAGGUACGAAAGAGAAAGGGAGCAGGACCGAGCUAGGAGAGAUAGGGAGAGAGAUUACAAGAUUAAGGAAGAUGACCGUAGGUACAAGGCACGUGUUAAGGAGUGGGAAUCCAGAGAGAGGGAGAAAGAGUAUGUGCGGAAGCUGGAGAAAGAAAAGGAGAAAGAGAGAGAGUAUAAGCGGAAACGGGAAGUUUUGGAUCAAGAGGAUGAAAUUGAUGUUAGUGAUUCGAAAAGGAGGAAACACAAGAGCAGUGGCUCAGAGGAGAGAAGAAGGCGGCUAAGGGAGAAGGAAGAGGACUUCGAUGACAGACUUAAAGAAGAGGAAGAAGUUGCUGAGGCCAAGAGGAGGGCUGAGGAGGAACUUCAGAAACAAAAAGAGAGAGACGCGCUAGAAAUUCCACCUGUUGAUCAUUUUAUAAACGGUGGUGAUAAAGCCGUAUUGCCUGAUGAAACUAAUGUGGUGAUCAAAGAUGAGGCUGCUGAAGAAACUUACAAUGGUGAUUAUGGAGGUGAGGUUACAGAAAAUGGCAAUGGGGAUGAAUCAGUCGCUGGAUCGAAUGCUGCCUUAGACACUCGACAUGAUAGCAAUUCAUCUUCUAAAAAGUUGGGAUUCGGUCUUGUGGGGUCAGGAAAACGAACUGCUGUCCCCUCUGUUUUCAAUGAAGAGGAAGAUGAGGAUGCGCGGAAGGAUAAAAAGAUGAGGCCUCUGGUUCCCAUUGAUUACUCAACUGAGGAGCUGCAGGCUGUCCAAUCUACCAUUUCUGGGGCACCAUCUCCAAAUUUGGCUGCAGCAGCAGAAUUUGCGAAACGUAUCUCCAGUGUUACCAAAGAAGAGAAGCCUGAUGCAGAAAAAGAAAGAAGCAGGCGUUCUCAUGAUAGGUCUAGCCUAAGGGAUAGAGGGCGGAAUGAAGAUGAGACUAGUCGCAGCAGAGAUGAGGGUAGAAAAGACAAUUAUGUGCGGAGCAGGGAUAGGGAACAAGGACUGGAUAAAGCUAAGACACCAGAUAAUCAGAAGCUCUUGGAUGCAAAGCAAUUGAUUGAUCUGAUACCGAAGACCAAGGAUGAAUUGUUCUCUUAUGAGAUUAACUGGGCCAUUUAUGAUAAGAAUGAGCUGCAUGAUAGAAUGAGACCGUGGAUCUCUAAGAAGAUAACAGAGUUUUUGGGCGAGGAAGAGACCACAUUGGUAGACUUCAUUGUGUCCAGCACGCAGGAACACGUUAAGGCAUCCGAAAUGCUGGGGAGGCUCCAGUCUAUCUUGGAUGAUGAAGCUGAAAUGUUCGUGCUAAAGAUGUGGAGGAUGCUUAUUUUUGAAAUCAAGAAGAUAGAGACCGGUCUUGCUUUGAGGUCUAAAACCUGAUAAAUCUCAGGUGCAUGGGCCUUCCCUGUAGCUGGAAUUUGUUUAGAAUUACUUGUCCUGAUAUUAUUUCUUGAACUCCGUGCAUUUUAUAAGAAAGCAGCAUUUCUCCUUAGGAAUAAUGGUUUGUUUUAGUUUGUAAUGCUUUAAAAUCAAUUCCAAUCAAUUUAGCUGCGAUGUCAAUUCCUUUUA
This is a messenger RNA of Rhododendron vialii, 4450 nucleotides long. Its product is annotated as RNA-binding motif protein 25. The record is from RefSeq and is a predicted model, not a curated record. The transcript is spliced from 7 exons. Bases 1718 to 4261 code for a protein of 847 amino acids. Lineage: Eukaryota; Viridiplantae; Streptophyta; Magnoliopsida; Ericales; Ericaceae. Gene Ontology annotation, molecular function: RNA binding. Gene Ontology annotation, biological process: mRNA processing.